UCAGCACUUUGGCAUAGGCUAGCAUUUCUAGAGCCACCUGCUGGCCUGUUAGCUGAGAUUCAGGCAUUUCUUGUAGAUUUUUUCUGAGAAGGUUAUCACUGGGUUUCACAGAAUGUUUUGUUUAUACCACAGAAGGAGGGUGGUCAAGGGUUAGUUAAUCUGGCCAGUAGAACAGCAGCAUUUAGACAGUGGAUUUAAAGGUUACUGUACGCAAGGGGUAGAAAUGUAUGGAGGCAGCUUGCUGAGGUCGUCCUGAGACAAACGUAGAAUUUAGGGUUUCCUCUGUUUCUGGUUGACCUCAGAACAGAAAAAGGAUGUGCCACCUUUUUACAAAUGUCUGCUAAGAGUGUGGGGGCAGAUGGAUGUGGUGAGAUCAUCCUCACUUGUAUCUGUGAAGUGGCUCCUGGAAGAGCUGUUGCUGUAUGGAGCACGGCUGGACACUAUCACGGCGGCUAUUCCAGGGCUAUCUGACCUUUUAAAAGUGGCUAGCCUUGUUACUUUAGGGCAACUGGUUGAGCUGGCAGGGAGGAACCUUACAGAGGCUGGGAAGUUGGCUGAGUGGAUGGGAAUGAGGUCGACAUGGGUGGCUGACCAGAUGCUGGAGCGGUAUAAGAGAGUCUUGACCACAGAAGACUGGAGGCUACUGCAGGAGGGGGAAGGUUGGGACACUGACAUGGAGGAGCUGUUUCCUAGGCUGCUGCUGGUACCUGCCACUGCAGGGAGAUUUAACUGCUCUACACUCUGCAGGCAGCCAGAGGCUAUACAGAAUUUAGUUCAAAGUGCUCAACAGAGACAGAUUGGGUAACAGGGUUGACACCCCCUGGAGGGCAAGCUUGGAGGUGGGGCCAGAGGUGCGGCCUGCAUGGACUGACUUGUAUAAACUGCCCUUGCUGAAGUAUGCAGGGGACUUGCUGUAGAGAGUUCUCCAUGGGGUUGUACCAGUCAAUGCAUUUGUUUUUCUCGUGAACCCCACAGUGGACAGGGGCUUCCCUUUCUGUGGUGUUAGAGAGACAAUUUCACUUUUAAAAGACUGUGUUUUAAAGACUGUGUUAGGCUGGGUCCCCUUUAAAGUAUGGUUAGCUCAUUGGUGGCUGCACUUGGGGAAGUCUUCACAGUUCUGGCGUUUAUUUUUGGUAUUCACAGCAGCAAGAAAAAAGAACAGUGGGCUGCAUUGUUAAUUACUUGUUGGGAGAGGCUGAGACGACUGUGUACCUCAGCAGGAAGAAGUAAAAACAGGUGUACAUCACUGAGCUGUUUGAAUCUGUUGUCAGAUUGAGAGUUGCCAUUGACUUUGAGUGUUAUAUAAGGAUGCAGGACAGUGUUUUUCAGGAUGGGUGGUGCCAUGGGGAGGUUGUGUGUAGUCUGGAGGAAGGAGAUGUAAUAUUUAACAACAUACUAAGCUGAUGGUGAUGCAAAUGGUUAUGUGUUUAUUUCUGUUUUGCAUUCUAUUGCUUUGUUCAAAUUUUUCUCCUUUCCUUUUUCUUUUUUAUGUUUGUUUUGCUUGUGUGUGUGUGUGUCUUGGUACUUGUUGUUCUUUUUGAUUUGGUGGUAUCUUUAUUUUGAUGUGCUGAAUGGUGGCAUACAGUAUAUUGUACAAUAAAGGUUUGUUAAAACUCAAAACUCUAACCAGUGGGAGGGCUCAGUCUGAUUCCCUCUCCCAGACAGAGCUGCCACAAUAUCGUAUGAAUUUUCUCAUCUUACAUUCCUGACAUAUAGAGCAAUAUUCUUUUUUUAAAUGCUGAUUGUAGUUAUUCCAAUACAUUUAAAAAAAAAAUUCUUUCAUGACUGUACCUGUGUGAAUUGAGCCUCCUGUUAUUAAACUGUGCGUAGUUAUAUUCCAUUUCAUUCAGACGCCUCCUCAAUCUGCCCAAUCCAGAGUGCCAUGGAUCUCCCUUCCCUCUGUCCAUACAAAUGAGCACAGCACAUCCAAAUCAACUAUGACCUCUGCGCCCAUCAAAUACACUGAAACCCCCCUGCAGUUUCGGGAUUGCCUGAGCCCCCACACAAGCAACUAUGUCAGCCAGACUGAGAACAGCUCCCAACAGCUACCCAUCGCUGGCAUAUUGUUGCCAGAGCUCCGGGGCAGUACGAAGAAGCAGAAUGGCGUCACUGUGGACAGCGAUGCACAGCACCAGAAGCACCGCCAGCAAGGUUUCCCCUGUGGAACAGAGAAGGGGACUGAGCUCCCUGAGGCAGGAGUGGUCCCAAGAGUGCAGGUGGGGGACUCCACAAAUAACUGUGCUGCAGAGAUGAGUUCCAGGACCCCUGAUGGCAGCAGGAUGGACAGAAGGUUGCCCCAUGUGAAAAUCAUAGGGCUACUCUGGCAGCCACCUGGCCACAACCCCACUGUGGACCUCUCUCUGCUCCGCUGUGCUGUGGAGGAGUGGAUCAUCACACUGAAGAUCGAGACUUCUUGGCUGAACAUUACCACUGAGGGGCUGAAGAAAGCGUUUUCCGAUCCUGAUCAUAAUGUUCGGCUGGAGGCCAUAGCAACCUGUGCCUUGAGGGCUGUAUAUGGGGCAAGAGUGGAUCAGGACCCUCCCAGCACUGUUGACCAUGUUCUGCAGCCCCUCCUGCUGUCUGCCCUGGAUGAUGACCAUGUGUGGGUUCAAAUGGCAGCUGCAGUGUGCCAGUAUGCCAUGGGCAUGCCAAGCCUGCAGGCCAGAGAAAUCCUUCAGAGUACACUCCAGAGAGGUGCAGAUGCAGAUAUUUGGCUGGCAGCACAGUGUCUGGCGGCAGGGGGAGGGACCAGUCUGCCUGUCAUACAGGUCCUCCUUUCCCGGCUCUUUGGGAGUGAGGUGCAGAGGGAACAGGAGCAGGCCACCGCACUUCUGGCCAACAUAAGCAGCAAGACUACUCUAGUGCGUACCCUGCUGGCCAAGGAGCUGAACUGCGCUAACUGGAGAAACCGAGUCCUGGCUUGCAAAACAAUUGCUCAGCUCAAGGGCCCCAUCAACAAAGACCUGGUGAACAAGCUGACGCAGCUCAUGUGGAAGGACUGCCACAGUGAGGCCCGGCAGGCCGCCGCCCAGACGCUGGGGGCACUAGGACGAGGCAGGGAGCUGCACAAUGAGCUGAGGGUGCAGCUGGAGGAGGGGCCGUCCUUACUGCGGGUGGAAGCUCUGGUCCUCCUGGCACAGCUGAAGAUCAUGACGCCCAGGCUACUGCCCAGCUUCCUGAGCUGCCUCCGGGAUGACUUUGCGGCCGUGCGGAAACAAGCCUGUUUGACCGCCGCUGCACUGUGCACGAAAGACCAGGCGAUUGUGAAUCAGCUUAUUGAGUUAAGUCAAGAUGAUCCAGUCUGGGGGGUUAAAGUUGCAGCUAUUGAUGCUCUGGGAGAGAUUGGCUGCCUGACUCCUCCCCUCCAGAAGAUCUUGCUGCUGGCCAUACAGUGUGAGAAGGAGCCUGAGGUCCGCAUUGCUGCCUGUGAGGCCAUCAGAAUCCUACGAGUUGACGUGCCAGAGCUGCAGCCCCUUUUACAGCAGCGCCUCCUGCUGGAGAAUCACCCGCAGGUCCACAGACACAUUGAGAGUCUCAUGAAAAGCUACGGUUUCCCAAUCGAAGGAGACGAGAACUUGGUCCUGAAAAUCAAAGACCAGGUUCAGAAGCUAUGCUCAAAGCGCAUCAUCACAGGGAAGGUGCUGCUGCUGGAGGAACUGCACGACUCACAGCAGCAACAGAAGCGUUUCCUAGGCCACAGUGCCCAGCCCGACUCCCCACCCCAAUCCAUGACUCAGCUGCUGCAGGCUCGCUGCAGGGAGCUGAACCACACCUCCUCUGCGGCCACCAUCUCCAGGGCCACAGAUAACAAUGCUGGGAUUCAGGUAUGCCUUGGCCCCGGUUUCUGCCACAGUCACAGGGUGUUCUAGCAUUAUGUUCAUGACAAGGGCUGUUGCUGUCGAGACCUUUUCUGUAAUAGAAUGUAGCCCCACUGACUCUCUGUUCUAAGUCUUUACAUUACACAUGCAAGCUCUCAGUAGCAUACUAAAUGGUAUUAAAUGGUGCUACUGGUGAGGUGUGCAAGUUGUGUAAGUCGCUCUGGAUAAGAGCAUCUGCUAAAUGCAUGCUAAAUACAAAGUAUUUGAGUGCACAAUACCAAUAAAACUGCAUACAUUUUGAGCACACUUUCACAUCAUCACCUUGCUAUUGUCUUUAGCCAAUACCAUUCAAAAGUUUGGAAUCAGAGGAAUUUUCAUGUUUUUGUAAGAAACGGACACUUUUACUCACCAAGGUAGCAUUAAAUUCAUAAAAUAAAUAUAGCCAAGACAAUACUAAUAAUUACUAUUCCCAUUUGAAAUAACUUCUAAUUCAAUCUUUACAUAUGCUUGCAAAGCCUCAUUUUCAGUAGCCAUUAUUGCAGUGUACCAACCUAAUCCUUAAGUAUUCAUGCUAAUGUGCCAAUUUGGCACUAGAGAAAGCACUCCCAUUAUAUUAAGCACAGCUGAAAACAAUUGUGCAGUUUAAUUAAACCAAAAAUAUCUUUCUUUCAGUUGCUACAGUAUCUAGUACACUGGCAUUUCUAAAGUUCAAUUUUAGUUUAAUAAAUGGCCAAAAAUAAAAUGCUUUCUCUAGAAAAUCAUCAGUCAAUUGUUUUGAGAGAUGAAGGCUAUUCCAUGCAUGAGAUUGCCCAGAAACAGAAUAUUUCGUACAAAGGUGUGCUCUUC
Messenger RNA from Anguilla rostrata (American eel), 4664 nucleotides. RefSeq names its product HEAT repeat containing 4 (gene heatr4). The transcript is spliced from 14 exons. Bases 1938 to 3869 code for a protein of 643 amino acids. Lineage: Eukaryota; Metazoa; Chordata; Actinopteri; Anguilliformes; Anguillidae. The record is from RefSeq and is a predicted model, not a curated record. Gene Ontology annotation, molecular function: oxidoreductase activity.